This is a messenger RNA of Suillus subalutaceus, 1059 nucleotides long. RefSeq lists its product as uncharacterized. The record is from RefSeq and is a predicted model, not a curated record. NCBI's taxonomy places the organism in Eukaryota, Fungi, Basidiomycota, Agaricomycetes, Boletales, Suillaceae. Gene Ontology annotation, molecular function: heme binding; iron ion binding; oxidoreductase activity, acting on paired donors, with incorporation or reduction of molecular oxygen. Bases 1 to 1059 code for a protein of 352 amino acids. The transcript has a single exon.
AUGCACACUAGUGUCCUCGCCGUCAAGACAUUAUUGAAUCCUCCUGAUAUCCCCAUUUCUGCGUUAUUACGCGCAAGAUCCAUACCCAACCAGCGUUUAGUGAAAGCGCUCGGUAUAUCCAGCACAUUCGUCAGCGAUGACCCAGGCAUCCAUGAUGUCUUCACUCGCGAAGCGAAAGUUUUGAUAACCGCCGUCAGCGCGAAAGAUGGAUGGUCGAGGCUCGUUGACGUCGCCGAAACCUGCGUAAACAGGUUCCUUGACGCAGAGAGCCUCGACUAUGCCACCUUCGUGCAGUCUGUCACGCUCAGUAUCGUAUUGGCAGGUCUGCUGGGCACAGAUAUUGAAGAUCUUGACCCCGCGGACGUGGCAUUCGUAACCAAAGCCAUCAACGAUCGUUGGGCGCAAUCCAAAUCGAGCACCGCUCUUACUACAGAAGUGCUCGAUCGCAUCAACCAUCACAUCAUUAGAUGGGUUCCUGACAGAACCAAUCCCCUCAACCUCAUCAUCCCCGCGUACGAAACAAUGUGGCGCGUAGCAGCAAUUGCGGUGGUAUAUUCUAACCGCAAUUGUCUGCUGCGCGAUGCAUUCAUAUCAUAUAAUGAGAAUCCCACUGACGAUCAGUUCCGCGCCUUCGAAAACGAAGGGACGGGAGCGCAGCCUAGUGUAGAGGCGAUCGUCAGUGAGGUUCUCCGACUCCACCCCCCGACUCGUCACAUCACUCGCGCCGUGGUCGUUCCAUGGUGGAAGCGACCGUUCGUCCCAUCCGUGGAUGUGGCUGACGUCGAAGAGGCACAGAAAUCUCUUGUCUUCGGAAGCGAUCCUGAAUCCUUCAAUCCUUUGCGGUUCCACGAGAGCCAUUCCGCUCCCACGAGGGAUCAGCUGUAUGCCUUUGGGCACGGAAAGCUGAAGUGCGUAGCGGCAAGCUGGGCACCACCAGCUGCAGCUGUCAUCACCGCAAAAAUCAUGGCCAAAUUGGAUGGCAUCUCGUUCACGCUGCAGGAAGGACCGCGCAUUGGGAAAAGGGAAGGAUGGGAGGGUUGGUCGAUUGAAAGACUCUAG